Messenger RNA from Hemicordylus capensis (graceful crag lizard), 5152 nucleotides. RefSeq names its product ArfGAP with coiled-coil, ankyrin repeat and PH domains 3 (gene ACAP3). Gene Ontology annotation, cellular component: cytoplasm. Bases 128 to 2755 code for a protein of 875 amino acids. The transcript is spliced from 26 exons. Lineage: Eukaryota; Metazoa; Chordata; Lepidosauria; Squamata; Cordylidae. The record is from RefSeq and is a predicted model, not a curated record. Gene Ontology annotation, molecular function: protein binding; GTPase activator activity.
CUGACAGCCGAGGGAGAGAGCUCGGUGGAUACAGGCGGGCUCUCUGCGGCUCCCUCCGGCUCUGUAAGCGUUGCGCGCUGCCUCGGGAGAUGCGCCCCCGCGGAUUUUGAGCCCCGACUGCGCCAAGAUGACGGUGGAGUUCGAGGAGUGCAUCAAGGAUUCGCCCCGAUUCCGGGCGACCAUAGAUGAAGUCGAAACCGAUGUCGUGGAAAUUGAAGCCAAGCUUGAUAAGCUGGUGAAGCUAUGCAGCAACAUGAUAGACGCUGGGAAGGCGUACAUCAUCACCAAUAAGCAGUUUGUAUGUGGGGUGCGGGACCUCUCUCAGCAAUGUAAGAAGGACGAAAUGAUCUCGGAAUGCCUGGACAAGUUCGGCGACAGCCUGCAGGAGAUGGUGAACUACCACAUGAUCCUUUUCGACCAAGCUCAGAGGUCUGUCCGGCAACAGCUGCACAAUUUUGUGAAGGAUGAUGUCCGGAAAUUCAAAGAGACCAAGAAGCAGUUUGACAAAGUGCGAGAGGAUAUGGAGAUCGCGUUGGUGAAGAAUGCCCAGGCCCCGCGGCAUAAGCCCCACGAGGUCGAGGAAGCGACUGGCACUCUGACCAUCACCAGGAAGUGUUUCCGGCACUUGGCCCUGGAUUACGUCUUGCAGAUCAACGUCCUCCAGGCCAAGAAGAAAUUUGAAAUCCUAGACGCGAUGCUCUCCUUCAUGCAUGCCCAGUACACCUUCUUCCAGCAAGGUUACAGCCUCCUUCACGAACUGGACCCCUAUAUGAAGAAACUGGCUACUGAGUUGGACCAAUUGGUGAUCGACUCGGCCGUGGAGAAGAGAGAGAUGGAACACAAACACGCGCUUAUCCAACAACGGACUCUUCUACAGGAUUUCUCCUACGAUGACUCCAAAGUGGAAUUCAAUGUCGAUGCCCCCAAUGGGGUGGUAAUGGAAGGGUAUCUCUUCAAGAGAGCCAGUAAUGCAUUCAAGACCUGGAACCGGAGGUGGUUUUCCAUACAGAACAGCCAGCUGGUAUACCAGAAGAAGCUAAAGGACGUCCUCACGGUGGUGGUGGAAGACCUCAGGCUUUGUACAGUCAAGCCCUGUGAAGAUAUUGAGAGGAGAUUCUGCUUUGAGGUGGUCUCACCCACCAAGAGCUGCAUCCUGCAAGCCGAUUCGGAGAAACUGCGCCAGGCCUGGAUCCAGGCCGUCCAAGCUAGCAUCGCUUCGGCGUAUCGGGAGAGCCCCGACAGCUGCUACAUCGAAAGACUGGACCGAACCGCCUCUCCUUCCACCAGCAGCAUCGACUCGGCCACCGAUUCGCGGGACCGCAGCUCGAAGGGCGAGACCAUCCUGCAGAGGGUGCAGGGCAUCCCUGGCAACGACCAGUGUUGUGACUGUGGGCAAGCCGACCCCCGCUGGGCUAGCAUCAAUUUGGGCAUCCUGCUAUGCAUUGAGUGCUCAGGGAUACACAGGAGCUUGGGAGUUCAUUGUUCGAAAGUGCGGUCGCUGACGCUGGAUUCCUGGGAACCGGAAUUACUGAAGCUGAUGUGUGAGCUGGGGAACAGCACCAUGAACCAGAUCUACGAGGCGCAGUGUGAGGAGCUGGGACUGAAGAAACCCACAGCGGGCAGUUCGAGGCAGGACAAAGAAGCCUGGAUCAAAGUCAAGUACGUCGAGAAGAAGUUCUUGAAGAAGCUGCCCACCGGGGAGGCCCUGGCCGAGAACGAGAGGAAACCCCGGCGCUGGAGCGUGAAGAAGUGCCAGAGGCGUAACAGCUCCACAAAAGCGCCCACGGCACGCCGGAAGUAUCGACAUGAAGCGGGGAAUGCAUCACCGGCAGCGCACCCGUCAGCUGCUACCCUGGAAUGGAAGUUCCGCCGGGAUUCCCUCUUCUGCCCCGAUGAGCUGGACUCUCUUUUCUCGUACUUCGACACCGGCGCUGGGGCUGGCGGUGGGCCACGCAGUGGCAACCACAUCUCUGUGCCGCACCCCCUAGCAGCCGGCACCUGGAGUGAGAGUGGCAAUGGUCCCGCAGGCAGCGGUUCACCAUUCCUCCUGGACGGAGGUCUGAGCAGCGAUAGCGGUCUGGGUGGAAGCACAGAUGGCAGCACGGACGUCCUAGUGUUUGGGUCGGUGGUGGAUAGCGUCACGGAGGAAGAGUGCGAAGUGUCUGAAGAUUCCAGCGGAGAGGCCGAACAAGAGGCCUCGGAUCUGGAGGACCUGAGGGAGCUGCACCCUGGCUUGCUAGUUUACAAGGCGUCACGGGCCCGGAACCUGCCUGUCAUGGCAGAGGCCCUGGCCCACGGCGCAGAUGUCAACUGGGUGAACGAUGAGGAUGAGAACAAAACCCCGUUGAUUCAAGCUGUGAUGGGGGGCUCCUUGAUAGCCUGUGAAUUCUUGCUCCAGAAUGGAGCAGACGUUAACCAAAGAGAUAUCCGAGGGCGUGCGCCUCUGCACCAUGCCACAUAUUUGGGACACACUGGCCAGGUCUGCUUGUUCCUAAAGCGGGGAGCCAACCAGCAUGCAGUUGACGAGGAUGGGCAGGACCCUCUCAGCAUCGCGGUCCAGGCUGCUAACGCAGACAUUGUGACCUUGCUGCGUCUGGCUCGAAUGAACGAAGAAAUGCGUGAAGCUGAGGGGCCAUUUGGUCAUCCAGGAGACGCAACCUAUCUCGACAUCUUCCGGGAAUUUUCUCACAUGGCGUCCAACAACCCGGAAAAACUCAACCGUCGCAGUUUAUACUUCAGUCACUCUUACAGAUAGCCUUGGCCACAACGCCAUCCAUGUCUCCUCUUCUCCUGAGGGUAGGAUCUCCACGCUUCAGGAAAAGUGUCAAGAAGACAGGCCAUGUACGAAGCGGAAGGGGCAGGUGGCAAAUUAAGACUGGUCCAUCCGAGACGUGGAUGCUUGCUUCUACGCAGUGUCUAGUCACAGGAUAUGCAUGGAUUACAUCUUCCCCUUCCCAACCCAGAACCAAAUGGCCUUGGGUUUUUACCCAGAAUGCUCUCCAACCUCUGGAAAAACCCUAAUGAAUAUGGCAUUAGGGGCUGCAAAGAAGUCCACCAAAGUUACUAGUCCUUAUUUAAAACUAGACCUGCAAGGGGGGGGGAGGGGGAAACCCAGCCAAAAAUCCUGCUGCUCUUCUAGAACUUUCCUCCCAGGUUGCCUUGAGACUCGCCUUGCUGGCCACACCUGGUGAAUGCCUGCUUUACACGCUUGCGGCCCGACAGGGGAUAUCCAUUGCUUGGAAAUGCAGAGCUGGUUCCAAGGAAGUGCAGCCAAAUUUUGAAUGCAUGACUCCCACGUCCUGUGAAUGAAUGUGACCUUCAAGAUGAACAUUAUAUCCACCAUUUUUCUCUCUCUCUCUCUCUGUCUCUCUCUCUCUCACACACACACAGGCUUGACUUUUGCUUGCUUGUUCUAUUAUUCUUUGGUCUGUUCUUCGGUUCGUUCUUUGCCUUGGUGAAACAGAGCAUUAGAAGGGGACUCCUGUCCCCCCAUAUUGGAAAAAUGGCAGGUGUGCUAUUUUCACCCCUUUGCAGUGCUUGUGAAGCCAUGCAAGGUGAAUGGCAAAAAAAGAGCUUCUCUUCCACACAACUUGUAACUCUUUGGGGAGACCUUUGGAGGGCAGGUGAAGUGACCCUACAGCUUCUGCGGGCCGGGAGCAAGUAGGGGCUUGGCGUCUCCCUCAUCAACUUCCCACACCUCUCUGAGGAGAGUCCCUUCCUUCGGAACCUCUCCAACUGCUGCCUUAAUUCACCCAGCUGAACAGUCAUGGGGUUAAUGAAGAAAACGAGAGCAACCUGUGCAGAAAAAAAAUAAAAACCAAAGUGGACAACCUCCUUAGCCCCGUUUUCCAUCCUAGGUGCAACAGCUCCGUGCAUAACUUGCACCUUGAUGCCGGGAUCGACUAAAAGCCCUCCGGAAUCUUGCCUGCCCCGUUGCCUAGCAACGUAAUGGAUCGGGCCUACUCCUGUGGGCAUGCCUCCGCCAUUUUCUUUCCCUGACAUGCUCUCCCAUUGAGUGGGCAGCUGAGGAGAAAUUCCAUGCCCUGGUCUAAUUUUUAGGUUUAUUCGCCAAGCGAUUUCCUCACCCCUGUUUUUAUUUCUAACGUGCCCAUUUUAGGCAAAUGCAUUUUAGGCAAAUUUUAGGCAAAUUCCUAAAAUGUCAGCCAGGAACUGUGAAACUGCACUUGUGAGGCCCACCAGAAACCAUGAGGGUCAACCCCAACCCCGCAGCCCUGCUGGAAACUAUAGGCUGCAUCCACUGCUUGACCCCCAAACCAAUUCAGGACAUUGCCCUCAAGCCUGAACUUUUUGUCACAAGACACCCGUAACCCCAGACUACAAUGGCAGGCAGACUUGGGGGUGGCGACCCCCAAGGAAAAGCAACACCUGUUGGAUUUCUGCCUGCCAUGAGGCACGGUUAAAAAUACACAAUAUUUUUAUGACACCACACUGCCUUCAUAAUAUUCUAACAGCCCUGCGAUAGUACUAGACAAGCACUUAAUUUCCCUGUUGCAGAUGAAUUGCAGGGCGAAUCCGGCAGAAGGCCUUCAGGUGAAUUUAGGCUGGAUUCGAACCAAGGAUUCUCGGCUCACAGCUUCCAUUGUUAACCACUAUGGUCUUAGCACCCCUUGCCGGCAAAGAAGGUGGCACUGCCACCCCAUGGAAAUUGCUAUGAAUUAGUUUUUCUUCUGGACGGAGAGUGAGAGGAAGGGUCUUCCAGCCACGAACUGUGGUCAAACUAAACACAGAAAAGCCCCUUUUCCUAAAAAAAACAUUUCAUAAGAUCUCUACCGUUUGCCUUCCUUUUGCUUUGAUUGUGGGUGUCCCGAUGCCUAAAACCUCUCUAUUUCUCUCUCUCUUAAAAAGCAUGGCUUGGUUCUUAUUAUAUUAUUAUUAUUAUUAUUAUUAUUUUAAAAUGUACUAUGGUUUCAUAAUUACAGAAUGCACUCACGGGAGACCCUGUACUGGUACAGACCUCGCUGUGAUUGCCUGCCGUUGAACCUGUAUAGAAUCCUUGUUUAUAUGCUGAUAUGUAAUAUAUCUUUGGGCAAGAGAAACAUAUUUUUUAAAUGCAGUGACAGGAGGGCAGAGGGAAGGAAGCUGUGAGGGAAAACCUUACUUACAAGAUUUUAAAUAAAGAUGAUGAGAGAGA